AUUGAAGAGAAAAGUAAAUAAGACCGAAUCUUUAAGUAAUUUGAGAAACUUCAUAAGUAUGAUGUCGGACGACGAUUUUAAGAAUCAUGAAUGCAGUAACAUGUUUAGAUGCUUAAUGGCACUUAAACACUUGAGAGACUCCCUAAUAGUGUUUUGUGAAGAAAUUGUAAAACAGCAUCAUGCGAGUCUUCUGAAAAAGCUUCCAGAAAUCAAAGACAGUUGCGAACAUUGCACCCUUGAGAAACUUCUUCCAUUUCAUCUCUAUGAAAAGAAAGCAUGCCCAAGUCAAUCAAAGAGAAAAUGUUUCUGCUCAAAGAAAGCAGGACGACAACUUUGCCCAAACGACGGAUUCUGCAGCAAGUUUUUUGAUUUAAUUGUAUUGGAGCAUCGAUUCAGAGACCCUCUUUGGAAAAAUACUGAUCCGAGAAAAUGGAAAGAUUGUCCUUGGAGUGUAGCUGUUUGCUUCAUUAACACACAGGGAUAUCAUGAUAAAGGAACUGCCGAUGAUACAGAUUGUCGCGGCUUACUUAGCAUCAUUAUAAACAACCUCAAGUUUGAAACAGAACUUCAGGAAAUCACAAUUAAUGGUGUAAAUGACAUAUUUAAGAAGGCCAGGGAUCUUGCCAAUUUGGUACACCAUAGCUCCAACUAUGAGAUUACUGACGAAACUACUCAAUCCUGCAUGGAGCUAGUGAAGUCAAUCUUACAAAUUCAAUCAAUAAAUGUUGCAGAUUUGCUGCAGAAGAAUGAAUCCAUUUUAUCCAGUAGCGAAGGAGAUCUAGCUGACCAGCUUCCUACUGAUACAGAGAGCAAGGAAGGAAGUGUGACAGGAACGGGGUUGAUCUGUUCUACAGAUGCAAUAAAUGCCAUGAAGGAAGAUGUGGAAGGUGUGCAAAUGUCCCCGCCGGGUGCUGUACACCAGGAUUGCUGUGUCAGAUCAAAUCCGGAUGAUGUGACAGACCCCCAGAUAACGGACGUUUCCCAGCAUAUGACUGGUGCCAUGAAGGAAGAUGUGGAGGCUCUGCCAAUAUCUAAGCCGCAUGCUGUACAACAGGCUUGCAGCGUCAGAUCUAAUCCAGAUGAGGUGCCAGAGCCCCAGAUAAUGGAAGCUUCUCAGCGUAUGUCUGAUGCCAUGCAGGAAGAUGUGGAGGCUGUGCAAAUAUCCCUGCCGGGUGCUGUACACCAGGAUUGCAGUGUCAGAUCAAAUCCGGAUGAUGUGACAGACCCCCAGAUAACGGACGUUUCCCAGCAUAUGACUGGUGCCAUGAAGGAAGAUGCUGAGGCUCUGCCAAUAUCCCAGCGGCAUGCUGUACACCAGGCUUGCAGCGUCAGAUCUAAUCCAGAAGAGGUGCCAGAGCCCAAGAUAAUGGAAGCUUCUCAGCGUAUGUCUGGUAAGUACUUUACCUUAGCACUUGCUACUUAUGUACCUCUGUUUGAUUACACUGAAGCUUAUUUGCUGAAGGUUUGUUUGAAGGUCGGUUUGGUGAAGUCAUACCCCACACAGAAUCACCGUGUCCGUCCGUAGACACACUUUUGUCCG
Mercenaria mercenaria is the source of this 1540-nucleotide messenger RNA. RefSeq lists its product as uncharacterized. NCBI's taxonomy places the organism in Eukaryota, Metazoa, Mollusca, Bivalvia, Venerida, Veneridae. The record is from RefSeq and is a predicted model, not a curated record. Bases 59 to 1525 code for a protein of 488 amino acids. The transcript is spliced from 7 exons.